AUGACACGACUCUUCAUACUGCCCGCCAUAUUCGGCAUCUCCUCCCUCUCACUAUGGUACAUGAUAUGCUCCGCUCCCGGCUGGCCCGAAUCAGGUAAGAGUACUGUAGAAUGGGACGAAGCCGAACAGUAGCCCUUUUGCAGAAGGCGGCGUGUUCGAAAUCCCGAAACAGUUCGACAAUUUCACAGUGCUAGCUGAGAAGUUUCGAGCGUACAAGGAAGACCAUUUCGGCUACAUCACCACGCUUUUCAUCUGUGCCUACCUCUACAAACAGACGUUCGCCAUCCCCGGAUCGUUUUUGCUGGUGAGUCUUUCUAUCAGCAUACAUAUUGCGCAAGUGCGUGACGUAUUCUAUUUCCGUCGGCUGUAAUCACGGUUUCUUGUUGCGUUGCUGCUGCUGCUGCUUCUGUUAUCCGCUGCGCUGUUGUGAUGAUGAUGGCACUGUGCGGCGGCAGUGGCGGAUAAACUUGAUUCCGAGCGGGUAUUCUCUUAUCACGUCACGAAGGGCCCACGCGACGCCACGCAGAUAAACGCGUACACAAAAAGAUGUGGGAUGAAUAGAGAUGCGGCAUAAUUCGAUGUGAAAAAAGAGAGAAAGGCGAAGAAACGUUGUGUGAAAGGAAACAAAAGCGAAACCGGACACUUUCUAUUCCAGAACGUGAUUGCGGGAGUCGUGUACGAUCUGUGGUCGGGAUUCAUCCUUUGUUGCUGCCUUACAACGCGUGAGUUUCUUUUUCCAUUUCUUUCGGAAUGGAUUUGACUGCGAAUGUAUGUAGUUGAAUUCGAUGACUAGUCACAAGAAUUCGGGUUAUUUUGAGCAAGAUAGUAUGAUCAGAAGAAACACUGAAUAUAUGGGAGGAAUAAGGGAUUCAGAUAGAUGAUAGUCGUAUUUAAGGAUUCUAAAAAGGCUUUCCCUUAGUCUGCAGCUACCAAGUUUUCUGGUGUUUGACCCGUUACACAUGUGAAAGUGACAAAAAAUGAUACGGUUAAUUAGUGAUCCGCUAAUCUCAUCAGUCGAUUUUCCAGUUGGAAGUACGCUAUGCUACUUGUUCUCGGAGCUGUUCGGCAGGGAGUACGUCUUUUACUACUUUGGCACGAAACUGACGUACCUGCAGCAGAAGGUAGGAGCUCUUGGAUCCAUCGGUGCUCUGUUUUACCGCUUUCUUCAGAUCGAUGACAAUUCGAAUCGGUUACUUCCUUUCCUGCUGUUCGCUCGAAUGUUCCCGAUUUCGCCGUCAUGGCUUCUGAACAUCGUCGCGCCGUUCCUCAACAUCCCUCUGCCCAUUUUCGUUGUUUCCGCUCUUUUCGGUACGCCCGUUUUUCUUCCCUUUCCGUCCCAUUUGACACUCCAUUCAGGUCUGGCGCCCUACAAUUUCAUUUGCGUUCAAGCCGGAUACAUUCUGAGGGAUUUAAGAUCUUGGGACGACGUGUUCAGGUUCGUCGCUUCACGGCGAUCCUUUUCAUUCUUCUUCUGUUUUCAGCACAACAACGAUGCUGAAACUGUUCUCGUUCGCGUUGAUACCACUGGCCUACGCGAUCUACAUUCGUCCCCGCGCAAAGAAACAUCAGGUGAGGAGAGGGCGAAGGAAACCAUUUGCUCACGUUGUAUAUUGGAAAAGUAAACAGGACGACUGUUGACAUGGCACGGGCGGCAGAGACUACUUGACUUUUGACAGUUGGCAGUAAACGAACGAGUCUAAUCUUAAAGGAUAACAAAAUUUAUGGGGGAAAAAUCAGAGGGAUCCAUGACAAAAGCCAAUCGUUUUCAGCUGGUCUCCAGUUCCGACGAAGACGAAAAAGUGAAAAGGAUGGAGAUUGUGUGA
Molecule: messenger RNA, 1823 nt
Organism: Caenorhabditis sp. 36 PRJEB53466
Lineage: Eukaryota; Metazoa; Nematoda; Chromadorea; Rhabditida; Rhabditidae
Source: the annotation of a GenBank genome assembly